Purpureocillium takamizusanense is the source of this 1252-nucleotide messenger RNA. RefSeq lists its product as uncharacterized. NCBI's taxonomy places the organism in Eukaryota, Fungi, Ascomycota, Sordariomycetes, Hypocreales, Ophiocordycipitaceae. Gene Ontology annotation, molecular function: acyltransferase activity, transferring groups other than amino-acyl groups. The transcript is spliced from 2 exons. The record is from RefSeq and is a predicted model, not a curated record. The coding region runs from base 349 to 1092 and encodes 247 amino acids.
GCCCGAUUUCUCUUCCGAGGGGGGGCUCACAUGCUUCGUGCUUAUCGUCCACUCCAAGUGGAACGAACAACCUCGCCUGAGUGAAUCAGUCGGUCAAUUGGUCUUUUAAAUCCUCCAAGCCAAAAAAAAAAAGGCAGAUUGCUUCCCUCUUUGAAUUAGAAGCCAUAAAACGUCUUGGCUGAAUGUCCCGUCGUCUACCGUACCCGGUCCCGUCGCAGAGUUGCAUCUUGGCCCCGUCCCAACACCACAACACCCACACACAGCCUCUCUCGCCGCAAGAUCGCGAUAUUCCUUGAGACUAACACCUGGCAAUCAUCGUCGAGCACCACAUCACACUGCCUUCCAACCAUGAUAACAACAACAGCACCACCGCUGACAACGCCGCACCGCACAGCCGCCGCCGCUCCCGUCGCCUGCCCGGCCGGCUACCACCUCCGCCCGGGCCUCAGCUCCGACGUCGAUGCCGUCACGGCCCUCUACCGUGCCUCCUUCGGCCGCGACUCUCUCCUCGACGUCCUCUUCCCCACCCGCGACGCCCACCCCGGCGACUUCCACGCCCACAUCUACCGCCACUUCCAGGCCCGCUGGUGGACGCCCGGCUGGUACCUGACCGUCCUCGUCGACGAUGCCCUCGCCGUCCCUGUUGGCUUCACCUGGUGGCGUCGGCCCGUCGACCAGCUCUCAUUUGCCGAGCGCUGGCUGUCUCCCUACGCCUGGUUCGCCCCCCUCAUGCGGCUCUACGUGCGCCUCAAGAACCUCCUUUCCCCCACGCACAUCCCUGCCGACUCGACCGCUGUCUUCACUCGCGUCUAUGGCGCCAUCGAGCCGCGGCUCCUCUGUUCCCCGCGCCGCCGCGCCGCCUGGUAUCUCUCCACCAUCGCCACCCUCCCAUCCCUCCAGGGCCGCGGGCUCGGCGGCGUCCUCCUGCGCCACGGCCUGCGCGACGUUGACGACCGCGGCCUCGCCUGCUUCCUCGUCGGCGUCAGCGGCGUCGAACCUUUUUACCAGAAGUACGGCUUCGAGGAGGUAGAGAGGGCAAACAUCGGCGAGCUCGCCCGCUGGGACGGCGGUGCUAUCAUGUUCAGGGAGUGAACAGCAGUGAAGCCUGCUUUGUUUGCUGGCUAGCGCGUCCGCAAGGACCUUCAGGCCGGAUAUUCCUUAUUAUAGCCAUUUUCUAGUAUUCAGAUAGAUCAUGCUCACUCAUCAAAGACAGCUUUGGGGAGGAAGAAAUGAAAGAAAGGGUUCACUUGCG